CUCAGGGUGAAGGAGUCGACCGGGUGGCAGCAGGUCUUCACCUCUCCUCGUCUUGAUUGGGUGAUCGACAGAGUCGCGCUGAACGCCAAAGUGAUGGCCGGCUCGCUGGGAGACAACGACAAGAUGGUGGCAGUCGCCUCGGGGACGGAGAUCAUCCUGUGGGCGAUCUGCCCGGACGGCAACGGGAACGAAAUCGGUGUUUUCAGUCUGAACGUCCCCGUGGAGGCUCUCUUCUUCGUCGGCAACCAGCUGAUCGCCACCAGCCACACGGGGAAGGUCGGGGUGUGGAACGCCGUCACUAAACACUGGCAGAAUCAGGACGUUGUUCCCAUCAGCAGCUACGACACCGCCGGCUCCUUCCUCAUCCUCGGCUGCAACAACGGAUCCAUCUACUAUAUAGAUGUGCAGAAGUUUCCUCUGAGGAUGAAGGAUAACGACCUCCUGGUGACGGAGCUGUACAGAGACCCGACCGAGGACGCCAUCACGGCGCUCAGUGUCUACCUCACACCCAAAACCAGUGACAGCGGGAACUGGAUCGAGAUCGCCUACGGGACGAGCUCGGGAACGGUUCGAGUCAUAGUCCAGCAUCCGGAGACGGUGGGCUCGGGUCCGCAGCUCUUCCAGACCUUCUCCGUCCACCGCAGCCCCGUCACCAAGAUCAUGCUGUCUGAGAAGCACCUGAUCUCAGUCUGCGCCGACAACAACCACGUGAGGACGUGGACGGUGACGCGGUUCAGAGGGAUGAUCUCCACCCAGCCGGGCUCCACGCCGCUCACCUCCUUCAAGAUCCUCAGCCUGGACGACAUCGACGGACACGGAGGCUGCAGCGCCGGGACUGAGAUCGGUCCGUAUGGAGAGAGAGACGACCAGCAGGUGUUCAUCCAGAGAGUCGUGCCGGACACGGACAAACUCUACGUCCGACUGUCGUCCAACGGAAAGAGGGUGUGUGAGGUGCGCUCGGUGGACGGCACCUCCAUCACGGCCUUCAUGGUCCACGAGUGCGAGGGCUCGAGUCGGAUCGGCUCCCGGCCGCGGCGUUACCUGUUCAGUGGUCACGGUAACGGCAGCAUCCAGAUGUGGGACCUGACCACCGCCAUGGAGAUCGCCGGGAAGGUCGACAUCAGAGCACUGGGCGGGCCCACAGAGGAGGAGCUGCUGGAGCUGUUAGACCAGUGUGACCUCGCUCUGACCAGGACGCCCGACAGCACGCCGAGAGCCUCCACCUGCAGCCUCCACUCUCAGUUCAGCGACACCUUCCGGUCGGAGCGUCUCCACUCCUCAGGAGGACGAGGAGGCGGAGCUUCAGGUUCUUCUGCUUCCCUGUAUGGCAGCCUCCCCAGACAAGCCACGCCCCCUGUGCCUCUAACCAAACCUGGCAGGGACGCCACCUUCUCACCCGGACCUGGACUGAGCGGCGGGCCUCAGAACCUCCUCGUCCCCGGCCCGGCCUACACCCAGAACCCGUCCUCCAGCCCCCGCCCCCACAGACACCCUGACAGGGACAGGGACUGGGGGUCCGUCCGCAGGGGGAGCUUUGUGGAGCGCUGUCAGGAGCUGGCGAAGGGUUCAGAGGCGGCGGGUUCUGGUUUUGGGGUCCCAGCGGGGUCAGAGGGCGUGAGGCGGAGCUUAGCCGUGUGCAGCGAGUUAGAGGCCAGAUUCGGCCUCAGGACGCCGACCACCUUCUCCGUCACACCCGGCCCUCGCCACUCUGCAGGAACUUUACCAUCAUCAUCGUCAUCCUCCUCUUCCUCACACCGCAGGACCACGCCCACUUCCCCAACAAGCCCCGCCCCACCUCCACCCCCGCCCCCUGCCAUGAGCCCAACCCGCCCUCAGGCGCCCGUCUCACCUCGCCGCAGUGCAGCGUCAUCCCCUCUAACGUCGCCCACGUCGCCUCCUGCUGAUGUCACGGCGUCCCCCGAGAGCCCGGCGAGUCCCGACAGUCCGGCUUCAGCCCCGCCCACCAGCCCCAAACCUCACAUGAACGAGACCAGCUUCUGAUUGGCUGCCUGGACUGAGACUAGACUCUAUCAGAUAAGUGAGGAGCGGUUUCUCUCUGGACCUGGAUCAUGUUUGUGUUUGUUCUGCUGCCCCCUGGUGGCAGGAAGUCAUCGUUACUGCAGCUUUAACCGCCGUUAACUUUACGUUUUGUAAACUUUUAUAACGACAGAAGAAAGUUUGUUCCUUUUGUAUCUUUCUAACGUUUCUAUGGACUGUCUGUAUUAAAAUAAGUUUGUAUAGAAGCUUUAUUUUUAAAACGUUUGUUUCGUUCAGACUCUGAUAAAAGAAUAAUAACGUUG
Notolabrus celidotus (New Zealand spotty) is the source of this 2300-nucleotide messenger RNA. RefSeq names its product SH3KBP1 binding protein 1 (gene shkbp1). Gene Ontology annotation, molecular function: protein binding. The record is from RefSeq and is a predicted model, not a curated record. The transcript is spliced from 10 exons. Lineage: Eukaryota; Metazoa; Chordata; Actinopteri; Labriformes; Labridae. The annotation marks the transcript as partial.